AUGCCCCGAGUUCGAGUGCCUAUCCGACGAUCGGGAUACCGAUAUACUGCUCGACCAGGUGUACGUUAUCCUGUCGCACCUCCAGCUAAACGUGGUGGUUUAUUAGGUGGCUUAGCUGGAUUGCUUCUGUGUUUACUGUGCCUCGCAACACUCGGUCUACUUGGUCUAUUUGCCACCUUCAUUGCAUUGACCGCCUAUCUCGGAGACGUUUACCGUGCUUUGAGAGAUGCUGGUGGUGAUGCCUCAGCACACUAUGCAAACAUGACCAUCUUACUUGCUGCAUUGUGCUUCGCCGGUUAUCACAAAUUGCAGCGAUCAUUAUAA
Molecule: messenger RNA, 324 nt
Organism: Adineta ricciae
Lineage: Eukaryota; Metazoa; Rotifera; Eurotatoria; Adinetida; Adinetidae
Source: the annotation of a GenBank genome assembly